Callorhinus ursinus (northern fur seal) is the source of this 5424-nucleotide messenger RNA. It is a transcript of the gene SNTB2, whose product is annotated as syntrophin beta 2. Gene Ontology annotation, cellular component: dystrophin-associated glycoprotein complex; intracellular anatomical structure; synapse. The record is from RefSeq and is a predicted model, not a curated record. Lineage: Eukaryota; Metazoa; Chordata; Mammalia; Carnivora; Otariidae. Gene Ontology annotation, molecular function: protein binding; structural molecule activity.
GCUGCCUGACUGGAAUGAGGGUAGCUGCGGCGACUGCGGCGGCGGGAGCGGGGCCGGCCAUGGCGGUGUGGACGCGGGCCACCAAAGCGGGGCUGGUGGAGCUGCUCCUGAGGGAGCGCUGGGUCCGGGUGGUGGCCGAGCUCAGCGGGGAGAGCCUAAGCCUCACGGGCGACGCUGCGGCGGCUGAGCCCGAGCCGGCUCUGGGGCCGGCAGCGGCUGCCUUCAACGGCCUCCCGAACGGCGGCGGGGCCGGCGACUCGCUACCGGGGAGCCCCAGCCGCGGCCUGGGUCCCCCGAGCCCGCCCGCGCCGCCGCGGGGCCCGGCGGGCGAGGCGGGCGCGUCGCCGCCCGUGCGCCGGGUGCGGGUAGUGAAGCAGGAGGCGGGCGGCCUGGGCAUCAGCAUCAAGGGCGGCCGCGAGAACCGGAUGCCGAUCCUCAUCUCCAAGAUCUUCCCGGGGCUGGCGGCCGACCAGAGCCGGGCGUUGCGGCUGGGCGACGCCAUCCUGUCGGUGAACGGCACCGACCUGCGCCAGGCCACCCACGACCAGGCCGUGCAGGCGCUGAAGUGCGCGGGCAAGGAGGUGCUGCUGGAGGUCAAGUUCAUCCGAGAAGUAACACCAUAUAUCAAGAAGCCAUCAUUAGUAUCAGAUCUACCAUGGGAAGGUGCAUCUCCUCAGUCACCAAGCUUUAGUGGCAGUGAGGACUCUGGUUCUCCAAAACACCAGAACAGCACCAAGGACAGGAAGGUCAUCCCUCUCAAAAUGUGCUUUGCUGCUAGAAACCUAAGCAUGCCGGAUCUGGAAAACAGAUUGAUAGAACUACAUUCUCCUGAUAGCAGGAACACGUUGAUCCUACGCUGCAAGGAUACAGCUACAGCACACUCCUGGUUCGUAGCUAUCCACACCAACAUAAUGGCUCUCCUCCCACAGGUACUGGCUGAACUCAAUGCCAUGCUUGGUGCAACCAGUACAGCAGGAGGCAGCAAGGAGGUCAAGCACAUUGCCUGGCUGGCAGAACAGGCAAAACUAGAUGGUGGAAGACAACAAUGGAGACCUGUCCUCAUGGCUGUGACUGAGAAGGAUUUGCUGCUUUAUGACUGUAUGCCAUGGACAAGGGAUGCCUGGGCAUCACCGUGUCAUAGCUACCCUCUUGUUGCCACAAGGUUGGUUCAUUCUGGCUCCGGAUGUCGAUCACCCUCACUUGGAUCUGACCUUACCUUUGCUACCAGAACAGGCUCUCGGCAGGGCAUUGAGAUGCAUCUCUUCAGGGUGGAGACACAUCGGGAUCUGUCAACUUGGACCAGGAUACUUGUUCAGGGUUGCCAUGCUGCUGCUGAGCUAAUUAAGGAAGUCUCUCUAGGCUGCACGCUAAAUGGCCAAGAGGUAAGAUUCACUGUCCACUAUGAAAAUGGGUUCACUAUCUCCAAGGAAAAUGGAGGUUCCAGCAGCAUAUUGUACCGCUACCCCUUUGAAAGGCUGAAAAUGUCUGCUGAUGAUGGCAUCAGAAAUCUGUAUCUGGAUUUUGGUGGUCCUGAGGGAGAACUGACCAUGGACCUGCACUCUUGUCCGAAGCCGAUCGUAUUUGUGUUGCACACGUUCUUGUCAGCCAAAGUCACUCGCAUGGGACUGCUCGUAUGAGCAGCACAAAAUCAGAAAAGAGUCGUGAAUGUCACAAGAAGUAUUUCCACCUCAAAAAAAAAAAAAAAAAAAAAGCACAAAAAGAAAGCUCUUUGCUCUCCCCUCCAGCACAGUGCCUUGACAAGGACCUGCAGAUCACUGCUGACCAGUAACCAUGUUUAAAGAAGAGCCUGCCUUUCACAAGCUACCUUGGCCAGAAAUUCUAGGACUCUAAUAAGCUCCAAACAAAGCUGUUGAUUUAUUGCCUCGUUUCCUAAUGUGGUUUCUAAGUCACUAGGUUUAUUUCCCCUAUGAAGAAGGAUGGCUCGUUGUGGGUUUUUUUUUUUUUUUUUUUUUACAUAAUCAAAUAUCCAAGAGUUGUUUUCGUUUUCUUCUUCCUACAGGAUUUGUUCCAAGCUUAGCCUUGACAUCUUGCUUAGUUCAGCCAUCUCUUGCCACGUGCUAGUUUACAGACACCUGUGCUUCUUGGCCAUUCUAGAUAGGUCGUAUGUGUUUCUGGAGCUUACUGUCAUAAUCCUUCCACCCUAGGAAGUCCUUGAAUUGCACACCAAAGCGUUCUCCCAUCUGUCCUGGCUCUCCUGCAUCCCACCCUGGCCAUUACUUUCCUACCGCAUCACGAGCUUUGCCACUCAUAAGUGCUAACUUUAGGACUUAGAACUUAUGAAAUUUGAUUUGCCUUGCCUUCCACUCCCUUUCUAGUGGCGACCAAGUUGGAAACCACUGAUUUGAAAGAAGAGGUUUGCUUGUUUUAGAUUUUUCUGAUUUAUCUUUGGUAGGAGCCAGGGGAUAAGAUUUCUUUUAAAAGAAAAUCCUCAUUUUAGCCUAAGCCAUUUUUUAUUGCUUACCAAAUGUGCCUUUGGUUAGGGUUAGUGGAGCUUUAUUAGUCACUAUUUGAAUAACUGGAUAUCACUGCCAUUCCAGGGAGAGCAUCCAUCUUAGUUUUGAGGAAUAGUCUUUGAGAUGGGUUUCCUUAGGAGUAUCUUUUCUAGUGGGCAGAUCUCAUUGAGGAAGCUAAGUCUUGGAGAGCCUUCUUGUUUAAAGAGUAGGCUCUGUAAAGCCAGCUCUUCAGCACAAACAUCCUGUGGAGUUGCCUUGGGCUUUGUGAGCCCAUGCUGGAUCCUGGCCCUUGUCCUCUCCCUUUGUGGCAGCAGAGUGGCAUGGAUAGGCAGCUGCUAAUUCAAGACUCACUGUUGGCUUAGUAACGCAUUCUACAGUGGGCCGGUGACGAGACCACGAAACAGCUACCUGGAUUUUGCUAAGCAUUGCCAGAUGUCAUCAUUACGACUUAGUAGCAGUAAGAUUGCUGAUUUUGUGGUAUUAAAGAAUCACACUCAGCUUGUUUUUCCUAAUUAUGAAGGAGGUAUAUAUCUGAAAACAUUUAAAAUAGGAUAAUAGCUAUAUAAAAUGUCAAGAUUACUGCAGUCCCCGGAUCUGAAAGAAAAGGGAAUAUUGACUUGGAUGUUCUCUGAAGAAAAGUCUAGGAAUAGUUCUCACUUACUAGAUUUAUUAGGAGUACUAUAAGAGGAUGUGAGCACUUUGGAGAGUGGAGGAGGGUAGCACUCCAUAUAGGGAGGAAAAACCCCACAACCAUAAAUGCACAACCUGAGCUGUUUGGUGUGAGUGCAGACUGACCUAGGUGGGACAUUUGAAAGAGCAGACUCAUGAGCAGAGAGUUUGAGUUAGACAUUGUAACCCCACUGUCUUUUUUCUGCCCAUAAGUCAGUCCUCCUUCCCCUUGUACAGUGAGAUUAACCACACACAGGGGCUGGGGAGAGAUAACUGGUAACUGUUCUUCCCCCAGCUACAGUUCCAAAAAUAAAUGAUUUGAUCCACUUAAAACUGGAAAUUGGAAUCUAGACUAGGAUGUCUUUCAAGAACUUUUUUUAUGUUUUAAAGAUUCAUAAACCUAUGUUUGGUUCCAUCUGAAGUAAAUUUGCAAAGGAAGAAAAAAAUAUCUUGAAGGUCCAGCUGUGAUUUCUGGAAGCAGAAUUUCAACAUAUAAAUACCCUCAGAUAAGGGAGCUUAGACACUCUUUGCAGUGAGAGCAUUAUUAACCUGAAAAAUUGCACAAUGCAGUCACAGAUUUUGCAACAAAGCCAUGUGGUUGAGGUUUUCUUGGUUAGUGUGAAAGGCUAAGCCACUGAGAAUUUUUUCAGGCAGAACUUCUGAGCCCCCGUGCUCAUCAGUUCAUGAAAAAGAUCUCUAAAAAAGGUGUGAUGAACAUGUGAGCAGGAGAAGGUAAAGCGUGUGAGCCAUUUUGGCUCAUUUUGUUCAAGCUUGGUUUUUUAAAUCUUUUGAGUCUUAAUGUGAAAUGAAAAUGUGUGGGAGAUUUCUUUUGACCACUAGCACCCCCAAGAGCAAGAGCCUUAAGCUGCUUGUAUAACAUCAACAGCUUUCCAAUCAUGGGUAACCAGCUUGUUCUUCAAUUAAGUGUGUUUAUGGAAUUUUCAAACCACAAAUGAAGUGCUUUUUAUGAAUAAGACAGCCUUGAUAAAUAUGUAUUUUGUAUUAAGAUGCCAAAAUAUGGCAAAUUAUUUUAACUAAAAAUGGGCAUUUGGGGUAUUUCACACCUUUUAUAGAACAGCUUAACUUGUCAUUUCUUUUUCAUUUUGAAUUAGGAAAAUUGCUGAGAAUAUUGUGGGCUUCCAUGUGUAGAAUGGAAAAGAAGCUGCAGAGUAGUGUCCACCUCAUCCCAAUGGACCCACUUCCUGUGCCCUCAGCUCCCCUCCAGACCUGGGGCUUAGACAUCUUUCCAUAUUCCACACAGAUGUCUACAAGUAGCCAAUUGGCAUGUGAAAAUUCUUCCUCCUCAUUCCCUAAAAUUUCUCCCUUUCCUCUCGAAAGAAAGAACCAACAAAAGAAAGAAAGAAAGAAAAGGCUCAGUUAUUCUUUUUCUGAAAAAGGUAAGCCCUUUCCUGAAUUUAUCAAACAAACCUUACCUGGAAAUUAAUAUCUAAUAUUUUAUAUGAAGAAAUACUUUAAUGUAUGUUUAUACAGUAUUUAUUAGAUACUUAUAACUGUAAACUCACCUACCUAGUAGACAGUUACAGAUUAAAUAUUGGGACAUGUACAAGCAAUCAAAAAUAUUACUUUAAAUGUCAUUCACCUCUUUUAAAGCCAUGUUUUAGCACUUUUUAGGCUAGGUAAAGUCUGAUAGUGCCUGUUUUUGUCAGCUGUACCCUCAUAAACUUUGUUAUGGAACAUUAUUGGAUGGCAGGAGAGAUUGAAUUAUUUAUUUCUUAUAUUUUUAUAAGUGGAAAAAUCUAACCAACAAAUGAUUAAAGUUGUCACUGAUUAUUUGUUUUCCUAAUUUAUGUUCCUAAGCAGAAUGGUAACAAAGCUUUUUUCAGCUGAUGAAAUGCACUUAGCUAAUAAACCAAAAUUUAUUCUUAAAAAAAAAAAUUAAACUGUGUGGAAUCUGGACAAGAUUAUGUUUCUCCUAGAAAAAGUUUUCACUUUAAAUGGUUUUGAUGGACAAAAGUGUGACCACUUUUGAGAAAAGGUUACAAUGGAUUUUUUUUUUUAAUUUUGUGAGAACCUCCAGGUCUUCUUGUUUAAUUUAUGUGCAUGUGGAUAUAUUUGUAUGUUUUCAAAAACAUGGAAGAAUCUCCAUUUUUAAUGCAAAUUAUAUUGUAAGCUGCUAUGCAAAUUCUAUUAAAAGCCCUACCUACUUAAAAGUUAAACAUUUUUGAAGCUUUCAGGGAAGACCUGUAGACUUAAGCACUUUCUCUGCUUUUUUGUAUCUUAUCUUGGACACUUACGCUGAACUUUGUUCUUAUUAUUUUCA